AUGGCCUUUGGAGACCUCCUGGAGAAGGUGGGCAGUGCAGGUCCCUUCCAGCUCCUCUGUGUUCUGCUGUUCACCGCGCCUGCCCUUCUCAUUGCCAGCCACAACCUGGUGCAGAACUUCAGUGCCGCCUCCCCUGAGCACCAGUGCCGCCCUCCGCCACCGGGCACCAAUGCCAGCUGGGUGGGCAACACCACUGCAACUCGUGGGGGGCUCUCCCUGGUCCCGAGUCCAGAACGGUGCUGUCGCUUGGUGGGCACCCAUGGGCAGCAUCCAAGAUCCAACAGUUCGCUGGGCAGGGCAGGCGAGACAGAGCCCUGCCGGGACGGAUGGUACUACGACCGCAGCACCUUCUCCUCCACCAUCGUCACUGAGUGGGAUCUGGUGUGUGAUCUGAGCCCCCUCCCGGCGCUGGCGCAGACGCUGUUCAUGGCAGGGGUGCUGCUUGGAGCCCUCCUUUUUGGAGUCUUCUCGGACAGGUUUGGGCGACGGGUCAUCCUGCUGUGUUCUCUGCUGUUGAUAGCUGUCAUGGGAACCGGGGCUGCCUUGUCCUCAGACUUCCUCACCUACUGCGCCUUCCGCCUGCUGAGUGGGGUUGGUCUGUCUGGCUUCCUCCUCAACUACAUCUGCCUCAGUCUGGAAUGGGUCCCCACCAAGUCCCGUGUCCUGGUGGUGACAUGGCUGAGUUACUGCAGCACGGCAGGCCAGGUGGUGCUGGCUGGCCUGGCCUACGGCAUCCGGGACUGGCGCUGGCUGCAGCUGGCCAUUUCCACCCCCUUCUUCAUCUUCUUCCUCUGCGCCUGGUGGAUCCCAGAGUCCGCACGCUGGCUCAUCGUCAACCACAGGCCUGCGAUGGCGCUGAGCAACCUGCAACGGGUGGCCCGGAUCAACCGGAAGCAGCUGGGUGGGGACAGCAUCUCCCUGGAGAUGUUGGAGAAGGUGGGGGGCAGCCCCACUGGGAAAAGCACCUGCUCCUGCCUGGGCCUCUUCCGCACGCCGGCCAUGAGACGCAUCUCCUGCUGCCUCAUGAGUGUCAGGCAGACAGGCACUGGCUUCACCACCGUGAUGGCUCGUCUGGGCGGCAUGGUGGCCCCGGUGGUGCUGAUGGCCGGGCAGCAAUUUCCCUUCCUGCCGCUGGUGAUAUUCGGGGUGGCUCCCAUCGUGUCCGGCAUCGCCGCCUGCUUCCUGCCAGAGAUGCACAACGUCCCCCUGCUGGACACCAUAGAAGAGGUGGAGGACAGGUCCUCCAUGGCCCCUGGCGUCCAACUGGAGAAGGAGCAACGUAUGGGCUUCUUCCAAACCAUCCUUGUCGUCCUGAUCUUCCUCCCUCUCCUCAUGGUGGCCUCCCAUAACUUCCUGCAGAACUUCACAGCUGCUGUCCCCAGGCAUUGGUGCUACAUUCCGGCGGGAGACAAUGACACCACAGAGGUGACUGGAGACCUGCUGAAGAUCUACAUUCCUAUGGAUGGCAACCAGGAGCCAGACAGGUGCCUGCGGUUCAGCACCCCACAGUGGCAGCUUCUGGCCCCCAAUGGCACCAGCACCAAUGCCACUGAGCCCUGCCUGGAUGGGUGGGUGUACGACAGGAGUGUCUUCAACUCCACCAUCAUCACGGAGUGGCACCUGGUCUGUGGCCAGCGCGCUCUCAAGGAUUUUGCCCAGUCCAUCUACAUGGCGGGGGUGCUGGUGGGAGCACUGGUCUACGGGGGCCUGGCGGAUAGACUAGGACGCCGGGCACUGCUGCUUUGGUCCCUCCUGCAGAUGGGUGUGAUGGGCACCGGUGCCGCCUUCGCCCCCAACCUGGCAGCCUACUGCGCCUUCCGCUUCUUCAGUGGCAUGGGUACCGCGGGCUCCAUCCUCAACGGCAGCAGCCUGACCCUGGAGUGGAUCCCAUCCCGGUUCCGGGCCAUGGUGUACACCAUCCUCGCCUGCAGCCUGACGCUGGGCCAGCUGCUCCUGGCUGGACUGGCAUACGCCAUCCGGGACUGGCGCCAGCUGCAGCUGGCAUCCUCGGUGCCCUUCUUCCUCUUCUUCCUCUACAGCUGGUGGAUUCCAGAGUCCGUGCACUGGCUCAUCGUCAACCACAGGCCUGAGACGGCACUGAGGAACCUGCGACGGGUGGCCCGGAUCAACGGCGAGAAGCUGGAGGGGGAGGGCAUCUCCCUGGAGACACUGCGGCUGGAGAUGCAGCAGGAGGAAGAGAGCUCAGGGCCCUCACGGCGCUCUGCCCUGGAGCUGUUCCGGACAGCGCCCAUGCGUGGAGUCACCGGCUGCCUCAUGCUGGCCUGGUUCUCCAACAGCUUCUCUUACUACCACCUGGCCCUGGACCUACAGCGCUUCAGGGGCAUCAGCAUCUUCCUGGUGCAGCUGAUCUUUGGCGCUGUGGACAUUCCCUUCCGCAUGCUGGUGGCCGUGGUCGUCAACCGCCUGGGGCGCCGGCACACGCAGUCUGCCUGCCUGGUCCUGGGGGGACUCUUCAUCCUGGCCAGCAUCCCCGUGCCGCAUGACAUGGAGGUGCUGCUGAUUACCCUGACUGUCCUGGGAAAAGGGCUCUUCUCCUCCUCCUCCAGCUGCUCCUACCUGUACACCGUUGAGCUCUACCCCACUGUCAUCAGGCAGACAGGGCUGGGGGUCACCAACAUGAUGGCCCGGCUGGGAGCGGUGGCAGCCCCCAUGAUGCAGAUGACCCAGGCCUUUGUCUCCUUCCUGCCCCUGCUCCUGUUCGGGGCAGCGCCCAUCACAGCUGGCAUCCUGGUCAAUUGCUUACCAGAGACCUUGGGGGUCCCACUAGCCAACACGAUGAAGCAGGUGGAGGACAGAGCAAGAAAGAAAAGGAGCAAGAAAGAGGAACUGAGGAAAGAAGCCAGGGGAACCAAGGAAACCAAAUUCUAA
This is a messenger RNA of Terrapene triunguis (Three-toed box turtle), 2889 nucleotides long. RefSeq names its product solute carrier family 22 member 6-like. Gene Ontology annotation, molecular function: transmembrane transporter activity. Gene Ontology annotation, cellular component: membrane. The record is from RefSeq and is a predicted model, not a curated record. NCBI's taxonomy places the organism in Eukaryota, Metazoa, Chordata, Testudines, Emydidae. The coding region runs from base 1 to 2889 and encodes 962 amino acids. Gene Ontology annotation, biological process: transmembrane transport. The transcript is spliced from 17 exons.